This is a messenger RNA of Entelurus aequoreus (snake pipefish), 3871 nucleotides long. Its product is annotated as gastrula zinc finger protein XlCGF57.1-like. The transcript is spliced from 3 exons. The record is from RefSeq and is a predicted model, not a curated record. Bases 323 to 2053 code for a protein of 576 amino acids. Gene Ontology annotation, cellular component: nucleus. NCBI's taxonomy places the organism in Eukaryota, Metazoa, Chordata, Actinopteri, Syngnathiformes, Syngnathidae.
AACGCGCCGGUUGCGUGUUUCUCUCGCGAGAUCUGACAAGGCUGCGUGGUUGGAAACAAGACAAGGGAAAAGCAAAAUGGAGAAUAGGUUAUUGCGUGUAUCGUAGUUCUGUUUUCGUAGUCAGUGCUUACAUGCACACCAUAUUAUGUUUAGUCGAGUAUACGUCGCUAUUAUUUGUUUGUGUCCGGAUUAGUCCGAGCGCACUCUGCUGCUUCCCGUGCUAGCUUAGCUUGCUAGUUAGCUUAGCUUGUUAGCUGCUAACAAAGAGACGUCGCUAAGCAGAGAUCAAGUGCGAGUGUAAAAGUGUUGUGGUUGUGUGAAAAUGUGCGAAAGAACGAUAGCAGAGUACAAGGAGGAACUUUCUCCAACAAAAGAGGAGAAGGAGCGACAACAUCAACUACUGGACGCUGUUUUCAAGGAACAUCAAGUUGUGUCACACAGAACAGAAGUCCAGCAGCCCCCCCACAUUAAAGAGGAAGAGGAGGAUCUCUGGAUCACUCAGGAGGAAGAGUGUCUUCUAGGGCAGGAGGAGGCUGAUCUCACCAAGUUUCCACUGACUGUUGUCUCUGUGAAGACUGAAGACCAUGAAGAGAAACCACCUGAGUCCUCACAGCUGCAUCACAGUCCAAAUGUCCAGCAGCUGAUUGGUCAUCAAGAAGAACGUCAGUUGCAGGAGGAUAAGCCCCCCUACAUUAAAAAGGAGGAGGAGGAACUCUGGAUCACGCAGGAGGAAGAGUGUCUUCUAGGGCAGGAGGAGGCUGAUCUCACCCGGUUUCCGCUGACUGUCGUCUCUGUGAAGACUGAAGACCAUGAAGACAAACCACCUGAGUCAUCAGAGCUUCAUCACAGUCCACGUGAGGAGAAGCGAGAGGAGGAACUUCCGAGCAGCAGUUUAACACAACACACGACAACAGAAGCUGAAGGAGACCACUGUGGGGGAUCGCAAGUAGACAACCUCUUAGCUCCACUGUCAGAUAGUGACGACACGCCGUCAGACCAUAAUGUAAACAUGGAAUCGCACACAAAGACGCACACAGGAGAAAAACAUUUCAGUUGUUCAAUAUGUGAUAAAAUAUUUUCUAACAAACGCAACAUGCAAAUACACAUGAGAACGCACACGGGAGAAAAACCUUUCUGUUGUUCAAUUUGCGGUAAAAGAUUCUCCGUCAAAAGUAACUUGCAAACACACACGCGGACGCACACAGGAGAAAAACCUUUCAGUUGUUCAGUGUGCGGUAAAGGAUUCUCUGACAAAAGCAAUAUUCAAAUACACAUGAGAACGCACACAGGAGAAAAACCUUUCAGUUGUUCAGUGUGCAGUCAAAAAUUCUCUAACAAAAGCAAUAUGCGAACACACAUGCGAACACACACGGGGGACAAACCGUUUAGUUGUUCGGUGUGUGGCAAAAGAUUCUUCAACAAAAGUCUUAUGCAAACACACGCCAGAAAGCACACAGGAGAAAAACCUUUCAGUUGUCCAGUUUGUGGUAAAAGAUUCUAUGACAAAAGCCAUAUGCAAACCCACUUAAGAACACACACAGGCGAAAAACCCUUUAGUUGUUCGGUUUGCGCAAAAAGCUUUAUCAGAAACUCUGAUUUGACUCAACACACGCGGAGACACACAGGAGAAAAACCUUUUAAUUGCUCAAACUGCGACAAAAAGUUUUCUCAAAGGGAAACGAUGCUGUCACAUAUGCUAACACACAAAGGAGAAAAGCCUUUCAGUUGUUUAUUGUGUGGGAAAAGGUUCUCUAACAAACGUAAUAUGCAGAGACAUAUGAGAACACACUCGGGGGAAAACCACCACAGUUGUCCAGUUUGUGCUAAAACAUUCUCUGAAAAAUGUAAUAUGCAACGACAUGUUAGAACGCACUCUGGAGAAAAACCUUUCAGUUGUUCAGUUUGCGGUAAACGAUCCUCCGACAAACGUAAUAUGCAAAGACACAUUAGAACGCACACCGGAGAAAAACCUUUCAGCUGUUCAGUUUGCGGUAAAAGAUUCUCUCUCAAAAUUAAUAUGCAAAGACACAUGCAGAUACACGCGGGAGAAUAACUUUUCCAUUUUGGAAGUCUUAUUUGAAUUGACUUUUGCAGUUGGUACCCAGCAAGCCCACCUUAUGGUAUGUAUUACAAAACACAAUUAUCUUAGUUUAUUUUUUAUUUUUUUAAUAAAUGUUUUUAUUGAAUUUGACAGGUAUUACACUAUACAAUAGAACAGUAAUCACAUUUUCCUUUUUUUUCCCCACCCACUUCCAAGAACAGCAACCCAACACACACCCCAUACACACACAAUAGGCAGAUAAUAAAUAUACACCCAGAAUAAAUGUAAAUAAAAAAUAAAAAAGGAAGCUGGUUUGUGAAAGGUGCACUUUUCAUGUAUCCUAUAGCGUCUUUAAUUUAGCUAUGUAGUCAACCACACCACCCCAACCAGAAUAAAACUUCCCAGGUGCCCCCCUAAGAUUGAACUUUAUUUUCUCCAGAUCUAAAUAAAUCAUAAGGUCUUUAAGCCAUAAGGAGGCUUUGGGGCAAAAUGGUGACUUCCACUCCAGCAAAAUUCUCCUACGUGCUAAUAAGGAUGCAAAGGCGAUACUAUCCUUAAAUUUUCUCCUUAUUUGGGGAUCUGAUACCGUCCCAAAAAUGGCCAUUUCUGCACAUGGUGUCAGGUUUAAAUCCAAUGCCUUAGCAAGGUGUUUGAAAAUAGUUGUCCAAUAGUCCAGCAAAUGGGGACAAGACCAAAACAUGUGCAUCAUGUUUGCAGGUGACAUGUGACAUCUGUUACAAGUAUCCGAAAUAUUGGGGUAUAUUUUGGAGAGUUUGGAAUUAGUAAAAUAAAUACGGUGGACAACCUUAAAUUGUAUUAAAUUAAGCCUUGAACAGAAUGUACUGUUGUUAAUUCGGGUUAAGGCAGAGUCCCAAUCUCCAUCAUCUAAAGAUCUGCCAAGCUCUUCUUCCCAAUUCCCUCUGAUUUUAUCAAGAGACGUUUUACUAAACUGGGAUAUUAAGAUGUAGAUUUUGGAGAUUAGGCCUUUCUGAUUUGUGGGAAUAUCUAAAAUUGAGUCAAUUAGCGAAUUAGGUGGAGUAUUAGGGAAAAAGAGACUAUUUAAUUUAACAAAAUUACGAACCUGAAAGUAUCGAAAUAGGUGAGAUUUUGGUAGGUCAAAUUUUAUACACAGUUCACUAUCUUAGUUUAUUUUAGGUACUGGUUUAAAAUGUUUUCUCAAGAAAUGUUUUUUUUAAUGCUGAUUACAGUGUUUAUAAGAAUGCUUCGCAGCUACGCGUAAAAUAAUAAUUUCGCUCAUUUCACUUAAACUCAUAUGUGGUAUAAGAACAUGUUUACAUAAACAUGUUCUAAUACUUUCACUGGAACACGUCACACCCUGACCUUUAACAGAGUUUCGCUGACAUUUGGUAUAAAAAAAAAAAGUGCCACGUACAAUAAUAAUCAUGAUCAUGUAUCUGUAUUAUUAUUGGAUGCCCUGUUGAUACUUCUUCUCGAUACACAUCCUGUUCCAACACACUCAACAGUUGGCUCAGCAUCAGGCUGUGUUGACCUUUUGACUCUGCCCUGUCAUAUCGUAAUUAUCAUUUUAUCAGUAUUCUCAGACAUGAUUACUAUGAUUUAAUCUUAUAUUAAGUAAUAAUGGUGAACUGUGUAGAUAAACGACUGUUAGACAUGAUCAGUGUGCGUAUUAUAACCUUCUGGAAUGUGUAACUGACCUUGUCUGGAGCCUGCUUGUCUAAAGUUGCACAUUGCCAUUUUUUUUGUGACAAAGACUCUUCUUUUUAUUGUAUUUACUGUGUUCAGUAAAACCAAUUGUGUACCUUAUAUUUAGUACUAUAAAGUUUUCUUAUUCCAGUAAAAUAAAUGAUG